AUGGAGAUGCCCAACGACUUGGCGACGUGCAUGGAGACUAUUCCGCCGGCGCUCGAUGAGCUGGCGAAGAGCCAGGGCACCGUUCAGCAGAUCGCGCUUUAUUGCAAGGCCGCCUACCAGGAGGGCGCCGACGUCAAUGCGGUCUUUGAACAGACCAAGAACUAUACCAACGAUGCCCUCCAAAAUGUAGUUUAUCAUGUACACAACGUCGGUCUCCAGAUUACCAACUUCUUGGAGGUUCAAAUGAAGGAGAUUGAGAAGAUCGAUCUCCAGGUGCGACUGCUCAGCGAGCGUAUGCGCGCCUGCCACGAAGCGUCGGGCGCGCCCGACAAGCAGCUGAUGGAGGCGCCGCACCCCUACAACCAGGCCCUCCCGUCGCGCAAGCUUGCCGGCCACGAGCUGCCUUGGUCGGCCCAGCCCCUUCAGCCCCUCCCGCGCACCAUCAUCGACCUCAACGCCCUCGACGGCGUGGGCAACGGCGACUCGUCCAUCACCUCCUCGCGCAGCGGCGCCCCGUCGCCCCGGUCCAUCUCCUCUUCCUCUUCACUCGCGUCGCCUCACUCGGGCUUUGGUGGCCCGCCUCCUCCCCCGAUGAGCUCCGGCGCCCCUCCUCCGCCCCCGCCCGACGCUGGCUUCGCCCCGCCGCCUCCGCCCUACUAA
Molecule: messenger RNA, 660 nt
Organism: Acanthamoeba castellanii str. Neff
Lineage: Eukaryota; Discosea; Longamoebia; Acanthamoebidae
Exons: 5
Coding region: 1-660 (219 amino acids)
Molecular function (GO): SH3 domain binding
Source: RefSeq, a predicted model, not a curated record